CACCCACCCAUCGCAACGCAAUGUCCGAGCCAGCGCCGCCGCCGCCGCCACCGCAGGCACCAGGCUCGCCGCGCUCCCCUCGGCCAAAUACCAACGACGGCGACCUGCCCCUGCCCGCCACGACGCCGGGGUACGGGCCGGGCGUGUUCGUCGGCCAGCCUGCGCCGCCUGCGCCGCGGCAGAGCGUGUCGUCGCUGCUCAUGCUCACCAUGUUCUUCUUCUUCAUGAGCGGGAACGGGCCGGCGUACCAGCCUGUUGUUGGCCCAGACGGCGAGUUUAGGCCACACUUGACUGAGCUCCAGCUGCUACGGACGCAGGUGGGGGAGUAUACUGCGUUCUUGAACGGGACGGGGAAUUGGACCGAGCCCCCCACCCCAUCCCUCCUCCCCUCGGCCAUCACACCCCCAGCAUACGACCACACCGCGCUCGCGGCGGCCCACGCGCCCUUCUUCACCAACAUCACCGGCUGGUACCGGCACGCAGCGGCGCACACGGUGGACCUGGGGGUACCGCGGCCCGAAGCCGCGGGCUUCUUCGGCUCGGUCGCGCUGCCCUCGCUCAACACCACGUCGGCGUUCAACUCGACACUGGCGACCGAGUCGCGCGGACGGUUCAACUGGUCCGACGCGGUCAAGUGGGACUUGCACGUCAGCAAGGAGCGGCGGGUGACCUUUCGCGGGGGGAACGGCACGGCGCUGCCGGAGGAUGGCCACGGAGCGCAUGGUGGCUCCCGACCCGACCCCCGCGCGCCGGACGACUGGGUCUGGGUCAAGGGCACGUCGACAAUCGAGACAAGUAUCGGCAGCGCGGUCAACUACGGCUUCUUCGGCCUCCACUUUGUGCCAAACGGCACGUACACCCUCUAUGCCAUGCCCGAGGGGCUGCACAUCGACGUGCGCAACAUCCCUCCCCUUCUCCCUGCCCACCACAACAUCACGUCCAGCAUCGUGCUUGCCGAGCUGGAGAAGGAGCUCAAGGCGCAGGAGGACAGCUUUGUGCUCACCGACGUGAAGGACGAGCCCGAGGACAUGGCCACCCGGUGCCCCCUCGUCAUCCAGGUCUCCCUCCCUCCGCUCCCGGCAGGCGUGCACCCCGCCGACGUGGCAGCGUACGAGUCUGAGCUGUCGAGCCCGACCGGCAUCCUGACCAGCCUCGUCCGCCCCCCGCGCUACUGGGAGGGCAAGGGGCUCGGCGGCGUUGCCGUGUCGACCGAGUGCGCGCUCGCGAUCGGGUUCGAUAACGGCCGCGGCGUGCCGAUCGACGACUUUUGGCGGCGCAGCGUCAACUACGCGGCGUAUGCCACUGUCACACAGCUCGUCAUCCUCGUGCUCCUUGUGCGCCAGAUGGAGGCGACGAGAACGCCGAGCACGCUGGCCAAGGUCUCGCUCUGGUCCAUUGUCAUCAUCCUCCUGUCUGAUGCCUGGAUGUUCUCGGCGCACGCGGCCAUCGGCCUCGUGUCCGACAACAAGGCCAGCUUGCCCAUGCUCGUGCCAGGAUUCUUUGGGUUCUGUACCGUCUUCGUCUUCGGUGUGCGCUAUGCCGUCCUGCUCAACCGUAUCCAGGCGCCGGAGAGGACUUACACGCCACCGGUAGCUGCACCAGCAGCUACCGCUGCCAGCGCUGGCGCUGGUGCCACAGAGGCCACCUCACCCACCGACACCACCACCGACACCCCCGAACCCCGUCGCCCCUUCUCCGAAGUCGUGACCGACAUUGUCCGAGAGAACCCCGCCAUCCAGUGGUUUGGAGGUGUCCUCUUCACCAUCUUCAUGUUCAACAUCCUGCUAAUGCCCUCCCUCGUCCCGUUCGUCCUCUUUGCGACCAACUCGAUGUGGGUGCCGCAGAUCUACCGCAACGCGACGCGCGGAUCGAGCCAGUCGCUCUCGCACACGUUUGUCGUCGGCGUCGGCUUUGGCCUGCUCGCCAUCCCUCUUUACCCGCUUGCGUGCCCCAACAACAUCUGGUUUGUCGACAAUGCCGAUUGGGUCUGGGGAAUGGUCGUCUGGCAGAUUGUUCAGAUUCUGAUCCUCUUUGCCCAAGAUAGAUUUGGCCCUGCGUUUUUACCCGCCCGCCUCGGCGUCCAAGAGCUGCUGCGGAUGGGUUGGACGAAUCCGCAGACUUGCUGACAGGAAUACUCACAGUUUGCACCAAAAGAGGCCUACAAUUACCACCCUAUGCUGCCGCCUCCAGACGCCGAGAACGCCGGUGGUGGCGCGUUCGAGGGCGGCACGACGUGUUCCAUUUGCAUGGAGGAGGUCAGCACGCACCCGUCGGGCCCGUCAACCGAAGGCGGCAGCGGGGCGCUGCUCGGCCUCAACUCUCGCGCCUCGUACGCCGUCGCACCGUGCCACCACCUCUUCCACACCAAGUGUUUGGCCCAGUGGCUUGCCAUCAAGACAAUAUGCCCACUCUGCAAACGCAGCCUCCCACCAUUGUAAUUGUACAACCUUGUCGUGUACCAUACCCAG
Messenger RNA from Vanrija pseudolonga, 2468 nucleotides. Its product is annotated as DSC E3 ubiquitin ligase complex subunit 1. Bases 21 to 2126 code for a protein of 701 amino acids. The transcript is spliced from 8 exons. NCBI's taxonomy places the organism in Eukaryota, Fungi, Basidiomycota, Tremellomycetes, Trichosporonales, Trichosporonaceae. Gene Ontology annotation, molecular function: zinc ion binding. The record is from RefSeq and is a predicted model, not a curated record.